This is a messenger RNA of Conger conger (European conger), 3004 nucleotides long. Its product is annotated as E3 ubiquitin-protein ligase RNF14-like. The transcript has 7 exons. Gene Ontology annotation, biological process: ubiquitin-dependent protein catabolic process; positive regulation of proteasomal ubiquitin-dependent protein catabolic process; protein polyubiquitination. The record is from RefSeq and is a predicted model, not a curated record. Gene Ontology annotation, molecular function: ubiquitin conjugating enzyme binding; ubiquitin protein ligase activity; zinc ion binding. Gene Ontology annotation, cellular component: ubiquitin ligase complex; cytoplasm. Bases 142 to 1536 code for a protein of 464 amino acids. Lineage: Eukaryota; Metazoa; Chordata; Actinopteri; Anguilliformes; Congridae.
ACGCAGCGGAUAGUGCCAGUUCAACUGCUUCAUAGCAAUCUGAAGUCCGGGUUUCAUUGGCAAGUCAAGUCUCUCAAAUUCACAACUAAUUUGAGGCUCCGAACCUUAAAGCGAAUAAUAUUAUCCUGUGGCUUUGGGGAAAUGUCGGAAGACCAGGAAGCGCAGGAGGACGAACUCCUGGCACUCGCAAGCAUUUACGACCAGGAAGAGUUCCAAAGGGAGGAUGGAAGUGUGAGAGGAGGCGAGGUCCGCAUAUGUCCGGACAUGCCCCGCGAUUUUAAAGUCAUUGUAAAAGCGGGGGGCAAGUGUACAGAAUAUGGGGUGUCAUUCCUACCUCCGCUGGUGCUGAACUUUGAACUCCCUGUGGACUACCCUUCCAAAUCUUCACCCCUGUUUACACUAAACUGCAAAUGGCUCUCAGAAAUCCAGCUGGCAGCUGUGUGCAGGCACCUGGAUGAACUGUGGCAGGAGAGUCUUGGAAGCGUGGUGCUCUUCUCGUGGAUCCAGUUCCUCAGGGAAGACCUCCUCAGCUUCCUCCACAUUUCCUCAUCCCUGGAGCUCCCCUCGCUCUGGGACAGCAGCAGCACAGGAGCCAGUGAGGGAGGGGCAUGUGGCCGCGGGGCCGCGGGGCCAGAGGCCCCAGAGCAGCCGGGCCCCGGGGCCCCGCCACGGCUCGACCCCGGUGCCGAACAGCUGCUCCACGUCCUCGACUUCGACAGGGCCCAGCGGCGGAAGGCGUUCGACAGCCGGGCGUUCGACUGCGGGAUCUGCUUCUCCACGAAGCUGGGCGCGGACUGCUUCAGCUUCAGGGAGUGCGAGCACGUGUACUGCGCCAGCUGCAUGUGCGAGUACUUCCGGGUCCUGAUCACGGAGGGCGCGGUCAACGGCCUCAAGUGUCCGCAGUCUGAGUGCAGCUCCGAAGCCACGCCCCCGCAGGUGAAGCAGCUGGUCGGGGAGGAGCUCUUCGGUCGCUACGACCGUCUCCUGCUGCAGUCCAGCCUGGACAGCAUGGCCGACGUGACAUACUGCCCACGGCACGCCUGUGCCACGGCCGUCCUGGUGGAGCCAGACAACUCCAGCGCCAUCUGCUCAUCCUGCCGCUACGCCUUCUGCACCCUGUGCCGACAGGGCUACCACGGGCUCUCCUCCUGCGCUGAGAGAGGGCAGAGAGGGGACAGGGCGCCCGGCGAUGACCAGCCCUACGCUCAGGUUCCGGGAAACGAAGAUGGAAUUCGAGGACUUUGGGAUGACUACGAGACGGGAAGUAAGAUGCGGAGGAAGUUCCUGGAGCAGCGCUAUGGGAGACACGUUCUCCAGGACAGCGUAGGGAAUGUCCUCAGCCGGAGCUGGCUGGACGGCAACACCAAAAAAUGCCCACACUGCAACGCCACCAUACAGAAGGACGGAGGCUGUAAUGUAGUGCAGUGUUCCAAGUGUCACUACACCUUCUGCUGGGUCUGUCUGUGUGUCAUAAAUCGGAGUUACGAACACUUUGCCGACCCUGCUUCACCCUGCUCUCAGGUCCACUAUAGCUAGUGAGCCCCAUCCAGCCUUGCUGCAAUCAACAGCUUCACUGUGCUCUGAUCACUGUACCCAGUUCUGUGUCUGUCGACGGGCAUCCCCUGAAGGUGUAUUCCUGCAGUUUGGAUGGUCAAUAAUGGUCCUCAGAGGUGAGGUUCAUAAGCCCUGGUCGUCUUUAGGUACCACUACUCCCAGUAAUGGCAGAGUUUCACACGUCUAUCUUUCCUGACUGCAUUUCAGCAAAUCUACCCAAGGCAGCAACUAAUCCUCUGCUCCUGUUGUGGGAAAACAUUCACUGUGUUACCGAAAUAUUCUGAUCUUACUCCAGCAAGUUCGUACCGGAGACCUUAAAUACCAGUGUUCUGGCUAGCCCCAAUGAUCUCUGAUAGCAGGUGUCACAUUUUCUUGAUGAAAUUACGCAUUAAAAGCAUGUUUUCUCAGUAAGGAACUGGUGCUCAAAUAUAUUGUUAAUGUGUACCCUGCAGACCGAAACGAAGCUGCUUCUCUUCAUUAAUCAGCAUUAAGAUGGAUUAUUCUACCAAGUAUCAGAGGUUAAUUGUAAACCAGACACAAGCAGGAAAAGAAAGCUCUGUUCUGGAAAAUGUCAUGGGUGGAGCAGACUGCUCUAGGUGCGGUACCUGCGGUAUGUCCUGCAGUUAAGAGUGGAAUCCCGGUGGUGACGGCUCCGAUGGGGCGUGGAAACCCUUCAGGUUUGAGGCCAGCGUGAGAACUGAAGCGGUCCUCCGGUCAGCCGUGCGCCUGCCCUCAGUUCGGUUCUGACCCAGCCCUCAGCUCGGUUCUGACCCAGCCCUCAGCUCGGUUCUGACCCAGCCCUCAGCUCGGUUCUGACCCAGCCCUCAGCUCGGUUCUGACCCAGCCGCUGCAGAGGACUCGCAUGUUUUAUCUGCUUUCUCUGGACAGUCUCUGGAUGUUUCUUCCAUAGGAAGGGAUGUGCAAAUAUGACUUGAGAGAAAAUAUGAAACGUACCGAGUGGGCAUGCGUUAAAGGGCAGGUAGGCCAUACAGUAUGUGCAUGAGUGUGAGUCUGUAGGAAUCCACCCACUGUAAAGCAGUCCUCUUAAGAUAUAGAUCACAGCUUCAUGGUCUUUAAAAUACUACAGCAGUGACUAUGUGUUCCUGCAGCUAUUUAGACUUAUUAGAAACUCAGUUUUGUAUAUGAGCAAUUGUUCAUUUGCACAAAUCAACCUGCUAGUCAAAGAAAAUAUAAGUAAUUAUUGCCUGGGCUGAUGCCUCUUAAAGUUCGAGAUCCAUGCUGUAGGCAACAGUAAUCGGUCAAAUUGGGAAUAAUGUUACUGGCUCAAACCGUGUUAUUCUAUCCUGUAUCAUGUGUAAUUUUACAGGCAGAAAUAGAACAGCAAUGCAAAUGCGAAAGUGUUGAUUUUACUUAGAUUAUAUUUUCGCUAAUAUGAGGUAAAAAUGCUGUGUGAAUGGAAACAAUGGAAGGUGAGCUGAAACAAUGAUCA